This is a messenger RNA of Lytechinus variegatus (green sea urchin), 3464 nucleotides long. RefSeq names its product transmembrane protein 272-like. Bases 1224 to 1973 code for a protein of 249 amino acids. Lineage: Eukaryota; Metazoa; Echinodermata; Echinoidea; Temnopleuroida; Toxopneustidae. The record is from RefSeq and is a predicted model, not a curated record. The transcript is spliced from 5 exons.
UAUAUAUCCUUUGGCUUACUUUCAAUUUCAUUUUAAAUGAUAUGCAUUUUCCGUCAGUGUAGUUGUAUAAUCCUUUCACCGUUUUAACACAUUAUAACGCAGUAUCAUUAUAAUCUCCUCGUCGUAUGAUCCAUGAAACUGAAUGGUAAGUACUACAUUCUUUUUUACUUAAAAUGGAACGCGAAAUCGGGAUUUGUCUUGAUUGUCAGGAUGGAGGUUUCAACAAGGACAGAACAAUUUAAUUGGUUGUAUUGUAUUGAUGUCUGAAAUGGCACAUGCACAGGCCAACUAUAGAAAAUAUUAUACUACAGUGAUUGUGCUCCAACGCGUUAUCAACUUCAAAGUUGCUGUUUAAUAGUUUAAGCAACCAUGCUUGAUAAGAUUACAUAUUAAGAAUUAAAGAUUUUAAACAAUUGUUUAAACGGCUAAUGAAUUUAACUGCGUAAAGAUUGAGGUUGCGGAUACUUAAGUAGGGAGUAUAGGUUGGAAAUUGUCUCAUCUUCAUGCAAUCUAGUUUGAAAUCACAGUCACAUAUUUAUUUUCACAUUAAUCGAUGCAAGCUUAUCCACUUUUUGUUACAUGCACCAUCUGCAAGUCAAUAAUUAUAGUUCUGAUAUUGAAAGGGGUUGUUAAAUUCAUUCAAGAUCUUUUUUUUUCUUGCAGCUGUAGCUGUAUAAUCAUAAUUUCAAACAUUUUAGGUCAGACAGACAGGAAUCGCCUGAUAUUGUUAAGCUAAUCGGUCGCUUAAUUGCUGCGAUAAUGAUAGUGGUUGUGCUGGUGAUUUGUUUUUGCCUGAUUGCUAAGAAAGCAACCAGAGGACUUACGGCUUAAGGUGCUCUCCGAGGGACCUGGUAAUGAUUACUCCAGUCAUGAGAAUCCAUUGCGGACGCUUAAUACCAUGGUCACAUUUGAUCUACGGCGGGGGUACGGCGCGUCGAAAACAACCGUUUCAACAUUUUUUGUACCAGCUACAUUUAGGUGGUCUGAAUUGAAAUUAAUAAAACGGCUAGCUGUUGUCGACUCGCCGUACGGCCGCCGUAGAUCAUAUGUGACCAAGGUAUAAGUUACAAUCUAUGUUAGCUCCAUGUUACCAGGCAAUAUACCGAUGCUCAUGAAAUAAGAAAAAAGUCAAGGUUUUCUAUUGAAACAUUAUUGCAUGCACUGACAGCAUAUCGGGAUCCCGCGGCUCAGAUUUUUUGCCAACCUAUCCACAAAGUUUCUCAAUGCCUUUAGCAUACUAUAUGAUAUAUUUAAAAAUAAAUGUCAUUUUCCAUUUAACAGGUGUUAGAAAAGGAAGCUUUAACUAUUUUACUAUGGCGUCGACAGAUCAAAACACUCCGCUUUUGAUCAAUACAAGGCGACAAGUUACCGUUCAACUAUCUUAUAGUUACCUGUUCGUUCAGAUCAAUAGAGUGAGAGAAGGCCCUAGCAACCCUAGUCCCAUCGAAUCCUUCUUCAGAAGUUUACUAAACACAAUUCUUGUAACACUGUUCCUGACCAUCUUUCUCUUCCUUCCCUUCGCAAUGAUCACAAUUGGAGCCAUACACAGUGUGUUAGAUUGUCCUGCCCAGCCCCUCAUUCCAGACUACCUGAUGGUGAUGGGAACGCUUUUGCUUGUGAAGUUAGUCAUGUACCACAAGGCAUGGCUCCAGCGCAGACAGCUUGAAGAGGGAGGUGAUCAGGCCGGCUCCACGCCGAGUCAAUUUGUGAGCGGGCUCGGCAACCUGAUCAGUCUGCUCUGCUUCGCAUGUUUGAUAGCCGGGAGUGUGUUGGUCUACCUCAUCUACAGGCCCAACACCACGGACAGCUCUAGCGAUGACUACUGCCACCCGACGCUCUACUACUUUGCCUUCUGGGUGUCCACGGCGUACUGUAUCUUUAUUGCUUUAUUUUGUUUCUGUUGCUGUUGCGUCUACUGCCUUGGCUCGUGUGCCUUUGACGAGGUUGAACAACACCCUAGACGAUCACUAUGAUGUAGACAGAGAGAGAGAAGACGAUUUGUUGCUGUCGGUAAUAGUAUGGAGUUUUGCAACCACUUGGCAGAGGUUUCCUGGAACGUAAAGAAUAUAUUGUCAAAAGCCGUUCGUGCAUGGUGACGUCGUCGAAUAUCGGUGAAUCAAAAUAGCAGUGUCGUCCUGGGGAGCGUUCCAUGAAAGAAGUCGCUUAGACGGUUUAUCCGACAAUUCCUGUUUAAUCCGACACUUACCAUAGAAACAUUGUUUCUCAGCCAUAAUUAAAGAAUCAAGGAAAGUUGUUAGAUCUGACAACUUGCCAGAUGAAAAAGUUGAUGACACCCUUUUUUGUCGGCGCCGUUCACCAAUUUUCGACGAAGACCUCUAAGCUGUUCAUUGUUGAUUCGACGGGCAUUUUCAGUACAUUUACUAGGUUGUAGAAUCCAUCCCUGUUGCGAUUGUAAAAAAUCGCAAAUAAAAAUGGCAGGACAUAGGCGCCUUCCAUGAGCAUGAGGGAAAACAAGUUGCCUGCAACAGCAAUGGAGUGGGGAGGGGGGGGGGGGUAAAUCUAUGGCUGGAAUGCUAUGCGGUUUCUGUAUUGACAAAACUGCAUCCCCUCCCCGUCGUGGUGUACACUGUCAAAUAUAUUGGGUAAAAUUUUAACCAGUACGAAUGUAAUUGUGUCCAAUCAAUUCGGGCAAUAUUUUACCUAAUGCAGGAAGCAUAUUGUCCAGUAGGGUUAAAAAAAAAUAAGCAGCAAUUACUUUAGAAUGGGCGAAAUUUUCAUCACACUGGAUAAUAUAAAUGCCCAAAAGAUAUGCCUGAUGUUACCCUCGUGGAGCAUUUUACCCAACAUUCUUUAGAGUGUAGCGGCUCUGUCUCUCGCCUUGUAAUCAGAGGGUCGUGUGUUCGAAUCCCACCACGGCCUAGCGUCCUUUGGCAAGGCGUCAUUCCACAAUGAGUACCCAUAGGAAACAACCGCCAUUGUGGUUGGUUUAGCCAUGGACCUAUAAUGGUUUAGCGCCUGUAAUUGUGCGCCUAUAUACCAGGCUACUAGAAAAAAAUCACGAAUCCAGUGACCGGGUUAUAAUAAUUUAUUAUAUAUUAUAUAAUUCAUUAAUUUUCUGCGGCUUCAUCCAUUCCCUUUUGCCUCAGCUACCCCACCCUUCAAAUUUAAAGUGUGUCUAUAGUUAAUCUUAGCCUGUUAUCCUGUAUUAAGAUAUUUUAAUAAAUAAUAAUAAAAAAAUAAAAAUAAAUAUAGAUACACUAGUGAAGCAAAACAAAAAAAUGGAGACAUAGCCUGGAUUUCGUCAACUUGUAAUACAAGCCUUCGGCCUGCAUGACGCCCUAUUCGUGUAUCUUAAAAUUUAAGAGAAAGAUGUCUAUAUCACAUAACACACCAUGCAGCAUAAUUACCAAAUACAUAUCUGAUGAAACAGUUAUUGCAUAAUAAUUCUUAAAGUGGUCAAAUUGAAUUAGGUUUUUGCCAGAUCUAUACAGGCAUCUUACGAA